Messenger RNA from Symbiodinium sp. CCMP2456, 900 nucleotides. NCBI's taxonomy places the organism in Eukaryota, Dinophyceae, Suessiales, Symbiodiniaceae. The record is from the annotation of a GenBank genome assembly.
AUGCAGAGACAAGCCUUCAAAGAAGCGGAGCAAUGCUACGCCCAGGCCCUGACGUGUAGAUCCGAUGCUGCUGUUUUUUGCAAUCGUGCCUUCGCCCGACUGCGCUUGGAGCGUUGGCAAGCAGCAGAGGAAGAUGCGACUGCGGCGCUUCAGUUUGAUUUGGAGGAGAAGUUGAGGAUCAAGGCACUAUUCCGACGCGGCCUCGCUCGGGAGGCUUUAGGCCACCUGCAAGCUGCCAGCGACGACCUGAACGCAGCACUCAAAGCCGCGCCUGGAAAUGCUUCCAUCUCGGAAUCUGCCCGGCGCCUCUACAGCAAACUGCCUCGGCUGGCUCACAAAUGGGUGCCGGGGCAACCCUUUCACAGCUCUGCGGUGGAAGCCUUGGCGAGUGCGAUUCCGGGCAGCGUCGUGGGCUAUUUGUGGACGCAAAGCCAUCCAUGCAUACGCUUCCCGAACCACAUGGCCGUGCAAGCCCACGAGCGUACGGGCGGCUUGCUGGCUCUUCGUGAGAGCCUGGGUGCCCCUGAGCGCGCCCCGAGGCACAAAGAAGUCGCGACAAAGAAGCACGACUUCUCCGAGUCACCCAAUUUUCAGCACAAAGACGGGCUGAGUGUGGAAUACGAUGUUGGUGGGAACUUGGCCAAGAUAUAUUCCAAGUUUGCAGAGGACUAUGCCGGUCCCUUCAUGGCCUUCAACGCCGACGCAUCAAUCAGCUUGCGCGAGACCUGCGUCUACAAGGAAGGCCGGGUUGUGAGCAAGCUCAAGUCAGACAUUCCGGAGGACUUCGUGGCUAAAGCACUCCGAAUGCGAGGGCCUAAUCGCGGAAAUCAGCGGCUGCAAAGAUGGCGAUCCGUUGUGCGUCAAGCUGCGACUCGCUAUUUCUCUACCUGUGUGCCUUGA